AUGAAACCUACAACAAAGAGAAGGCCGUAUGCAUCAAGCGACCAACCACCGCCGCCAGACGAGCCGCAAAGGCCGCCACCCUUCCGGCCACCCCCGGAAGCACGACCACGAGUGCACCCGAAUACGACAAUAUUGCACGCCAUAAACACCGACGACCCCCGGAGCGCUGCGUCAUCCAAGCCUCCACCCGAAACGCCGCUUAGCACCAACGCCCGGAAGCUCCCGACCACCAGGCGAGCACCAACGCCACGGGAAGCCGACCACAAAGCCGAUGCAGCGACAGAACCGCGCGCCGCCCAGACAUCGACGCACCCAGCGAAGGCCCAGGUAACGCACUCAGCUACACAAAGCGACCUGGCGACGGCAGCCCCACUCCAACUCGGCCGGCGAGGCACGGCGAAGAGUGCCGCCAGGACGGAAGCCCGUACCGCGGAGCCACUCGCCGAAAGGGUGCAAGAGGUGCCCGCCACAACAACGCCGGCAUGCUCGAACGGCGAUGGGGCGUCUGUCCUAGCACUUGCCAAGACCAACGUCGGGACCACGCCGCGUCCCCCACAAGCGACACGCCCAACCGUCGAGAUCAGCGCACGACCAGCCACGCAUAAAACCUAUGCCAUGACAGGGCCGCGCUCUGCCCAAACGAAGACCACGGUCCGCAUCGAGUCGACACCAGUCCAACCAGAAGCCCAAACGCCGGCCACGACCCACGUCGAGUCGACAGCAAACCAUCAGACGGCUCAAACAACGGCGACACCAAGCCCCAUGGCCGAGAUCAGCACACUACCAACCCCGCCUAUCACGGCGGCCGAAGAAGCGACACCGAAGCAAUUGGAAAAACAGCAGUAA
Messenger RNA from Bactrocera dorsalis (oriental fruit fly), 846 nucleotides. RefSeq names its product proteoglycan 4-like. The coding region runs from base 1 to 846 and encodes 281 amino acids. NCBI's taxonomy places the organism in Eukaryota, Metazoa, Arthropoda, Insecta, Diptera, Tephritidae. The record is from RefSeq and is a predicted model, not a curated record. The transcript is spliced from 3 exons.